Messenger RNA from Iphiclides podalirius (scarce swallowtail), 291 nucleotides. The record is from the annotation of a GenBank genome assembly. NCBI's taxonomy places the organism in Eukaryota, Metazoa, Arthropoda, Insecta, Lepidoptera, Papilionidae.
AUGCGUCAGUUAAACACCGAGCUAAUACGCGUUGAAUGCGCAGCUCGCGAUCUGUUCCGGUCGCCGUCCGCGACACGACUACGUCAGGGCCGGCGCAGAGCUAUUCCGCGCGAGCGUAGCAACGGCCAGCUCGCGAACGUCGAGAGCGGUCCGCUCCGCGCGAGGUAUCGCACAAGCAGCGCGGAGUUGACGACCGCGCGCGAAGGCCGCACAAUCGGUCGGCCGACAAAUGUCACGGCCACGCGGCCACACGGCCGCGGCGGGCGACGGGGAAACGCGCCGUGUCGCGGA